AUGAAGUCGUUGCCGAAUUUGAACGGGCGCUAUCUAUUGGAAGCUGCUGAUGAGAGCAAGGCAGCAGAGGAGGUGAACCCACAUGAUCGCAACACUUUCCCAACAAUACCAACCUUGCCCCAGCUGCCUGAAUUCCCAACCUGCCAGCCUAAAUUCCCGGAGAUCCCCAAGUUACCGGUGCCCAAAUUCCCAGAAAUUCCCCACCAAACUGAUGGUCAUGAUCUGCCUGAGAUGAAGUUCCCGGAAAUCCCCAACCCAUUCGAUCAUCACCUGCCGGAGCUGCCCAAAUUCUCAGAGGUCCCCAAACCAACUCUCCCUCAUGAAGUUCCAGAUGUUCAUCUGCCUGAGCCUACUCUUCCUGAGUUGCCUCACGAGUUUCCUGCUUUUCCCCUACUUGAAUUUCCCACAGUUCCUUACAAGCCCACUUCACCAUGA
Nymphaea colorata (pocket water lily) is the source of this 435-nucleotide messenger RNA. Its product is annotated as protein PELPK1-like. NCBI's taxonomy places the organism in Eukaryota, Viridiplantae, Streptophyta, Magnoliopsida, Nymphaeales, Nymphaeaceae. The record is from RefSeq and is a predicted model, not a curated record. The coding region runs from base 1 to 435 and encodes 144 amino acids. The transcript is spliced from 2 exons.